Molecule: messenger RNA, 2671 nt
Organism: Paramecium octaurelia
Lineage: Eukaryota; Ciliophora; Oligohymenophorea; Peniculida; Parameciidae
Source: the annotation of a GenBank genome assembly
AUGCAUAAUUAAUAAUUUUGUGAAGGUAGGAAGAUUGACUUGGGGUGGUUGACAGAUGCCGCGAAUGAUUAUCAGCCUCUUCUUAUCAAAUCAUUUAGAUAGUAGUUUAAAGAGGAAUACUAGAAUAUAGCAAAUAAGGAACUGAUUACAGAUGAGAUGAUUAUGAGCCUUUGUUUGAGUGUUGAUUAGAAGAAGGAGGAAUUGGUAAUGUAAAAGAAGAGCAGUGUAACGGGUGGUUAUUUGGAUAGAUUAGUGAGAUUUGAAAAGCAUAUUCUUUAACAACUCAAGGAUCAUAAACCGGUCAAAUCAUUUCCUCUGUAUCAAAAAGUUUAUGUUGAAACCAAGGCAGCAGAUUAAAAGACGUGGUUUAAUAAAAAUGGUGAUAUGGCGAGGUUACUUUUGGAAUUUGAGAAAGGACACUCGGGUGUGUAUAUAUAUAGAAAGGAUAAAAACCAAGCUAUUAAAUGGUAAAGAUACUUGAUAAUUGAAAAAUUACUAUAAGUGAGGCCGACAUUAGUGGAGAGGUGUUUUCAUUAUUGCUAUAAGGAAUAUGAAGAUAAAUUUACAGUAACUUGGACAUUAAAGUACGCAUAGCAAAUUGGAACUUAUACGACAUAGAUGAAUCAAUUGAAAAAGUAAAAAGCGAAAUUAGAUGAAAACUUUUUGAUUUCAUUGGACAGGUAAGUCAUGAAUUAUCAUAUCAAAAAGUGGUAGGCAAAGAGUGAUAAAUAAUAUAAAGAUGAAUAGGAUUACAAGGAGAAAUUAAAGUAAUUGUCAUUAAAGGAGUAAGAGUUAUUGAAAGCUACAGAGCAAUAGAGAGAGUUGGAAAGAUUGGCAAAAGAAAAGAGAAGACUAGAACUCUUACAAUAGAUGGUCACACAUCUCAAACCUAAGAAUUAAGAAAUCAAGCGAUUUUAUAGGUAUUGGCUGGAUAGAGCAAUCCACAUUCAACAAAACAAUCCAAUGAAAUUUAGUAUAUCAUUUGUCAGUAUGUACAUGUAAAGCAAUACGCAAUUGAUAAGACCUUAAUUAGAAGUAAGAUUUGUGUCUGAAGUAUCUUAAUAACCAUAUUAUUAUUAUAGAGAACAGAAAACACUCGAGAUAUAGAGAACUCAAAACUAUUAGAUGGUUUACAAUAUCAUAUUGAGUAAAAUCCCUAUUGCACAAAGCGUUUAUUCACUUAAAUGAGUCAAUAAAGAAGAAGAGACUUCACAACUUGGGUAUUUAAGGAUGGAUUACUCGGAGCAUGUGGAAACACAUCAAUCACUAUUGAGAAUUUUGGUUUCAAAGAUUACCUUGACCUUUAAGUAAUCGACACCAUCAGUACUUAUUCAUUAUUAUUUAAUAAGAGACUAAUACAGCUUCUAAGGUUCUUAGAAUAUAAUUAUAGGAUAUGUUUCAAUUUUUGUAUGAAGGCAGAUCGUUUUGGGUGCAAUUGGAAUUUGGGCCUUCAAAAAUCUUUGUGGAAAUAGAUGUAUUGGAACAUUCAAAUUUAGAUCCUAUUUUUUUAGAUAGAUUGAAGUUCAUAUAAUUGAAUGACAUUCUCAGAAAAAUAGUGGUUAAGAUAAUCGACCAACGAACUCCAGUAAUAAUUAUUUAUCAAAUUAUCUAAGAUUCCAAUUGUUGAAACUGUGAGAUAUAGUCUUGAAGUUAAUAAAUAUAGCAAAGAAAUUCAAAAUCUUUAUUAACGAUUCUAUAUCGAAAACAUUUGUUUAUAGCCUCAAUGCAUACCUACAGCUUGGUUUUCAACGUUGGAUGGAAUUGAAAGAGUAGUUAAACCUAUCACAGAUAUACUAAAGAGAAAUUUCUAAGAUUUUAAGGAUAGUAGUGAAAAUGUGCAAGUUUAUCAAAAAUUAAAAUCAACUCCAAAUUUGAACCUACCUUUGGAGAAGGAUGUUAAUGAUUUUAUGAGUAAAUUGCCUGUUAAUUAAGCAAAUUAACAUAAAUAAUUUCAUGGCAUGUUGAUGACAUUCUUAAUAUAUUGCAAUCUCAGAGGAAUCUAAUUGAAUGUUCAAAUGCUAAAUAGUCUAUUUAAAAUAGCAAGUAAAUUCAUAUGCAUAACUCAUUGUCACUUUUUCUAUAAGUUAUCAAACCCUGUGUUUGGUAAUAAAUUUGAUUCUGAAGCUUAAGCCUUUUGGCUAUUUGUCUCUUUUUUGGAUCUGAUGAAGAAUAUUCACUUCCCAUUGACCAAAGACGAUUCAGUGUUUUGUCCCUAAGAAACAGUCAUUUAAUAUUUGGAGUUUCAACAUGUGAAUCUGAUCAAACAUUGCAAAGUUUAUGACAUUGCUAUUGAUAAUUUCAUGCAUGAAACUCUUUGUUGCCUAUACACUAACAUUGUCUAAUCUCUGCCCUUGUAUAAUAUUUGGAGUUUAAUCAUAAGAAAGAUGUCCUCCAAUAAGAAUGUCUAUAUCAUAGUGUUGAUUGUAUUGAUUGAGGAAUUGGGAGAUAAAUUACUUAUAUGUUAAAACAUAGAGGAUUUUAAAAAUGCCAUCUGCUUGCAAGGUAAUAAAAUCAAACAUAUCAUCUAGCCUAACUUAUGGAUAUCCUUCAAUUAGAGGCAGCUUACUCAAAUUGUGAAUCAACUUUGAAUAGAAUUAUAAAUUCAGAACAAUCCAUUCAGCAAUCGGUUGAACACUCCAAUAUCCAUGGCCCAUUAAUAUAGGAUCAAUGA